AUGAAGCUCUCUCUCGAACUGACUCUCGGUCUUCUGGUCAUAUCGUGCGUAGAUGCUUUCGUCGUUCCUCCCCGCACACUAUGGGCAACGAAAUCAGCUCUUGUUUCCCGCUCGUACCGAGCGCACCCCAUUAGACGCGACGCAGACUUUCAGAGUCUAGACUCGUUGACCAACGGGGGAAGCCGCCGUCGCGAAGCUCAAAAACAAGGAGGUGGAGGAGGUGGUCUCACGAUUGGAGGACUCACUCUGGGUGGCCCAGGUGGCGGAAUUACUGGCGACGGUCUUAAGCUCGGCGGAAACCAGAAGGGAAACAGUACAGCGACGACUGAAGAGGCACCCAAGUCUUCAGCAACAAAAGGCGAAAAGCCCGCUACUGCCGAGGAGGGAAACUCCGCUGCUGAAGCGCAGAAGCCUGCUGCCACGGAAGAGCAAAAGCCAGCAAAAUCUGAGGCCGGCGCUGGCGCUGGUACAGAAAACCAGCCUGGCCGCGCCGAAGGAGAGGCAGCGAAGAAGGAAGCCGAGAAGGAAGCUCAAGAGGCAACGGGAGAAAAGUCAAAUGGUGUCAAGGCUACUGAAGAAUCUGAAAGGUUCUCUGAAGAGUCUGGUAUCACUCUCGGCCAGGAUGGCAACGCAGACAAUCUAGGCGGAAAUCUAGGCAUUACAGAAGGUUCGGAUGGCAGUAAGUCUAUUGGUGGAUCUAAUGGUAUCAAUGUUGCCGCCAACGGAGAAGCGACCCUGGCAGGUAAUGAGUAA
This is a messenger RNA of Alternaria postmessia, 753 nucleotides long. RefSeq lists its product as uncharacterized. The coding region runs from base 1 to 753 and encodes 250 amino acids. The transcript is spliced from 2 exons. Lineage: Eukaryota; Fungi; Ascomycota; Dothideomycetes; Pleosporales; Pleosporaceae. The record is from RefSeq and is a predicted model, not a curated record.